GAAAAAUACAAGAUGAUAACGAGAUUAACGAACUUGAUUCUUUCUUUACACACCUCUACCUCUGCCUCUACUCUCUAUCUGUAUCUGUAUCUGUUCUGUAUCUGUAUCUGUCACCAACAAACAAUUAAAGUAGACGCACUUCUCUCUCCACUUCCUCACCUCUACCCUUUCCACUCUCUUUCGCAAUUACAAAUACCCACUUUUUCCGCAUAAACUUUCAUCUUCAGACUCUCUUUUUGCUUGGAGUGAACAAAGCUGUGAAAUUUCCAGUAUUUCUUCAUCGUCUCUUGUGAUUGGGUUUUCUUGAGAAAUGGGCGUUGACUUGAUUCCAAUAUAUGAACUCAAGUUUAGGGGUUGAAAUUCCUGAAUUCUUGAUUUGAGAGAUCGGGAUUUGGAGGAUCCACUGAUAAUGAGUCACUUGUCAGCUAUCCUUUUGGAAUUUCAUCGGUGAAGCUUCAUUCGUCUGUAUAUGUGCCUUCCUUCAUGAUAGUGAUUAUGUCAAAGGAUAAAGACGAGAUUAAAUCCAAGCUCCUGGUGAAUGGGAAUCAGGAAAAAGAUUUGAUAGAUGAGGAGAUUGUAGAUGAGUCGGAGAAACUGUUAUUGCCAAAGAAAGGCGGAUUAUCUACCAAUUCAGGCAAGAAGCAGAAAGUACAGUGGAAUGAUGACAAUGGAGAUAAGCUCACUGAGGUUCUGGAGUAUCAGCCAAGUGAAGCAAGUGAUAUUGAUGAAGAGGAUUCAGAUGCUUGCAUAUGUAACAUAAUGUAAUGGUAUGGUAGUAGACGGCAGACAGAGAGACAAAGAGACAAGACAUGGGUGGCUAAUCUUGGUCUCCUCACAAAGACUAGUUUUAGGGAUGAUAUCUAUACAUACUCUUUAAGAAAGAUGUGUUGUUGUUGUUGUUGGGUCAUAUAUAUAUAUAUAUAUGAUGUAUUCUUAUUCUUAUAUAGCCAGUAGUAAAUCUUCUUUCUGUUUUGGUGGC
Messenger RNA from Cynara cardunculus var. scolymus (artichoke), 979 nucleotides. RefSeq lists its product as uncharacterized. The transcript has 3 exons. NCBI's taxonomy places the organism in Eukaryota, Viridiplantae, Streptophyta, Magnoliopsida, Asterales, Asteraceae. The record is from RefSeq and is a predicted model, not a curated record. The coding region runs from base 484 to 765 and encodes 93 amino acids.